GCGCACCGCAGCGAGGAGGUGUCCUUGGCUGUGUCGCUUGAGCCGGGACGCGCCUCCGCGCUCCUUGCUGCCUCCACCCCCACAGCCGCCGCUCUCCUCGCAGUCUGCACACACACCAUGACCAAGAAGGAGAAGAAGUCCUUCAACCAGAGCCUAGCUCAGUGGAAGCUCUUCAUCUACAGCCUGACCACCGGAGAGUUACUGGGGUGCACCGCCAAGAGCUGGGGUUUGAUCUUGCUAUUCUACCUAGUCUUUUAUGGGUUCCUGGCUGCACUCUUCUCAUUCACAAUGUGGGCUAUGCUUCAGACUCUGAACGAUGAAGUUCCAAAAUAUCCUGACCAGAUUCCUAGUCCAGGACUUACGGUUUUUCCAAAACCACUAACUGCAUUGGAAUAUUCAUUCACUGUGUCUGAUCCAGAGUCCUAUCAAGGGUACAUUGAAGACCGUAGGAAGUUUCUAAAACCAUAUGAUUUAGAAGAACAGAAGAAUCUCACAGCCUGUCCUGAUGGAGCACUUUUUGAACAGAAGGGUCCAGUUUAUGGUGCAUGUCAGUUUCUUCUUGCCUUACUUCAAGCAUGCAGUGGUGUGGAUGAUCCAGAGUUUGGCUACUCCAGAGGAAAUCCUUGUGUUCUUGUGAAAAUGAACAGAAUAAUUGGAUUAAAACCUCAAGGAGAACCAAGGAUAGAAUGUACUUCAAAGAGUGAAAACACAGCAGCUCUAUCAACUUAUACUCACAAUGGAGUUAUAGAUUUAAGAUAUUUUCCAUAUUAUGGGAAAAAACUUCAUGUGAGUUAUCUGCAGCCAUUGGUUGCUAUCCAGGUUUCCUUUAAUGCUACCAGCAGUACCGUAAAUGAAGUAACAGUCGAGUGCAAGAUUGAUGGGUCACCCAACCUAAAAAACCAGGAUGAUCGUGACAAGUUUUUAGGACGAGUUGUGUUCAAGGUCACAGCACAUGCAUAGUAGGAGUUAGGAUAUCUCCACAGAGUAUAUGUUGUGUU
Molecule: messenger RNA, 998 nt
Organism: Mirounga angustirostris (Northern elephant seal)
Lineage: Eukaryota; Metazoa; Chordata; Mammalia; Carnivora; Phocidae
Product: sodium/potassium-transporting ATPase subunit beta-3-like
Exons: 1
Coding region: 118-960 (280 amino acids)
Biological process (GO): intracellular sodium ion homeostasis; sodium ion export across plasma membrane; potassium ion import across plasma membrane
Cellular component (GO): sodium:potassium-exchanging ATPase complex
Molecular function (GO): ATPase activator activity
Source: RefSeq, a predicted model, not a curated record